Messenger RNA from Archocentrus centrarchus (flier cichlid), 942 nucleotides. Its product is annotated as adenosine receptor A1-like. The transcript is spliced from 2 exons. The record is from RefSeq and is a predicted model, not a curated record. Lineage: Eukaryota; Metazoa; Chordata; Actinopteri; Cichliformes; Cichlidae. The coding region runs from base 1 to 942 and encodes 313 amino acids. Gene Ontology annotation, biological process: G protein-coupled adenosine receptor signaling pathway. Gene Ontology annotation, cellular component: dendrite; plasma membrane; synapse. Gene Ontology annotation, molecular function: G protein-coupled adenosine receptor activity.
AUGGAGGACAAGACGAUUUAUACAUGCGUGGAAGUGCUCAUUGGAUUUUGUUGCUGUCUGGGUAACAUGUUGGUUAUUUUGGCCCUUUGGACCAGUAAAAGCAUUCGGCAACCGACCUUCUGCCUUAUUGUCUCGCUGGCUUUGGCUGAUUUUCUGGUUGGCUUUGUGGCCAUACCGUUGGCUGUACUGGUGGAUGGACGAGUGAAGACUUCAUUCGAAAUUUGUCUCUUUAUCAGCUGUGUGGUUAUUCUGUUGACCCUCGUUUCAGUUCUGUGCCUGACAGCUAUUGCUGUGGAUCGUUUCCUUCGGGUGUAUAUCCCUAUUAGGUACAAAAGGAUUGUAACACAGAGACUCUCUUGUUGUAUGGUAGCAGCAUGUUGGCUUGUUGCAGUCUCUCUCAGCUUUGCCCCCAUGUUUGGGUGGCACAACAGUAAAAACAAUAAUUCUACAUCCUGCAAGUUUAUAGAGGUUAUCUCACCGCAGUACCUGGUUUAUUUCAACUUUUUCCUCUGCACAUUGACACCUCUGUUGGUAAUGACUGCUUUGUACAUCUAUAUCUUCUGCACAAUCCGAAGAAAACUUCGAGAUAAACCAGGCAGCCAUGCCACAAAUUCGUACAACUACCUAAGGAAAGAGAGACAGCUAGCAGGAUCUUUGUCUCUGGUAUUGGCCCUGUUUGCCCUGUCCUGGCUCCCGCUCCACAUAAUGAAUUGUAUUCUUUACUUUGGACAGAACAAUGUACCAGAAGACGCUUUCUAUGUUGGGAUUGUGCUCUCUCAUGCUAACUCAGCUGUCAACCCAGUUGUCUAUGCAUUCAAAAUACAAAAAAUCAAGAGAGCAUAUCUAAAGAUUUGGAGACGGUAUAUUUCAUGUGCAGCAGAAAAUCAGGAAUCCCAGACAAGCCAGACAGACGACAGAUCCAGCAGUAACGUCAAUGAAUGA